Mesocricetus auratus (golden hamster) is the source of this 1973-nucleotide messenger RNA. Its product is annotated as serine protease 30. The record is from RefSeq and is a predicted model, not a curated record. NCBI's taxonomy places the organism in Eukaryota, Metazoa, Chordata, Mammalia, Rodentia, Cricetidae. The coding region runs from base 302 to 1267 and encodes 321 amino acids. The transcript is spliced from 7 exons. Gene Ontology annotation, biological process: proteolysis. Gene Ontology annotation, molecular function: serine-type endopeptidase activity.
CCAAGAGAGGGCUAUGAGCCACAGCAGUCAGAGGGAAGUCCGAUGUUAGGUGUUCCUGGCUCGUCUCUAUGAGUCUGGUGGACUGGCGCACAACUCCCAUUGCCUAUGGCUCCUGCUGGGCCAUGAGUUCCUUGGCCUUCACCAAACCACAUCACUGGAACUGCAGGAGAGAAGCCUGAAUGGGCAUGUCCUGUCAGGUAAUUGGGUUCCAGUUUGAUUGCCUCUGAAGUCUGAAAUGCAACUCUCCCUUAGAGUGAGCCAAGGACUCUGACCCCACUGUGCUGUGGACCAAAGAGGAGCCAUGAAGUUCUGGGAAAGGUCCAUCUUUCUCCUUCUGCUGCAGUCACUACCAGGGGGACAUGGGGAUGUGUUGCCUGCAGGUCCUUCUGCAGUGUGCGGCCAUUCCGGAAAUGCUGGGAGGAUCGUGGGUGGCCAAGAUGCUCAGAAAGGGAAGUGGCCGUGGCAGGUCAGCCUGUGGAUGGCUGGAGAGGGCCACAUCUGUGGGGGCUCCCUCAUCCACCCAGGGUGGGUGCUCACAGCUGCCCACUGCUUCCGCAGGUCUCAGAAUCCUAACUUCUACCAAGUGAAGGUUGGAGGGCUGACAGUCUCCCUUUGGGAAGGAGAUGUAACCUUAGAGUAUGUGAGGAACAUCUUUGUGUACCCCAGCUUCCUCUGGACAGACCCAAUGUCUAGUGGAGACAUUGCCUUGGUGCAGCUGGACACCCUUCUGAAACCCUCUCAGUUCACUCCCAUCUGCCUCCCAGAAGCUCAGGCUCCUCUCAACCCUGGGACUGGCUGCUGGGUAACGGGCUGGGGGUCCACCCAGGAAAGAGACCUAUCGAGUGUCCUCCAGGAGUUAGCUGUGCCCCUCUUGGGCUCGGAAGAGUGUGAGAAGAUGUACCACAUCCGGAAUAUCAGUCUGCCAGGGAAGCGAUUCAUCCAGUCAGACAUGCUCUGUGCCGGCUUUGCAGAGGGCCAGAAAGACUCCUGCCAGGCUCUCCUUCUCCCUCAGGGUGACUCUGGGGGACCACUGGUCUGUGUCAUCAACAGUUCCUGGGUCCAGGUCGGGGUCACCAGCUGGGGAUUUGGCUGUGCUCGGUUAUACAGGCCUGGUGUCUACGCCCGGGUGCCAGCUUAUGUAGACUGGAUUCAGAGAACCUUGGCAGAGAACCCCACUGACACCUGCAGGUGCCACUCCAGAGCCUCCGGGGCACACCCACUACUACUUGUAGUGUUGCUGGCCUUAGCCUUGUCAGGGGCCCUGUGAACGACGAGCUCCAUGGUCCUGGAUCCUCUCCUGGUGGGACGGGAGACUUGGAAACUUAGAGAAGACACUGAGAAAUGGCGGGCUUGCAGGUGACACCUGGGCGGUGUUGGAGGCUGAAGCGACUUGAAGAGUUUUAAGGACACGGUAAUCUGGAACACAGGGACACGUCCUAUCAAACACAGGCAACCACUCGCAUGUACUUACCACAGGUCUGGUCCUCACCCAGCUCUACCUGUGUUAGUAACCCUGUCAGUCACACAACAGUGCUACAGCGGGGAAGUAGGGAAGCUCAGAGAAGGCUGUGAACUUCUAUGGUCACACAACUAGCGGGCUGGGAUAGAAUCUCCGUGUGGAUCUAUCCCAAACAAGUGUGGAUCAGAACCUGUGCUCCUGCCCCUAGGAAGUCUCACUGUGUACCCCAUGCUGGCCUCAGCCACUUAGACGGAUGCAUCAGAGGCGUGCACCACCACAACUUGGCUCUUAUUCUUGGUUCAUAGAGCAUCUUUGUUCUGACAAAAUAAACAAAUAGAAAUCCUUUAACAUGGAGCUGGAAAGGUGGCCCAGCAGUUAAGAAACUUCCAGAGGACCAGGGUUCGAUUCCCAGCACCUACAUCAUACAGCCUACAACAGCAGGAGCUCCUGCUUCUGCCCUCUGAGGACACAUGUUGUUAUACACAAACACAAAAAUAAACCAUUGUUAACAAUA